CAACAGGAGUGAAGCGCUAUAUUUGAAUCUGGAAGCAGUCAGUGAUAAGAUAAACAAUCGAUGUAAGUUUUUGAGACUGGAAAUGGACUCUGGUGAAUUGGAAGAACUGUGUCUACAUAUUAAUUCCAAGAUUUCUUUAAUCAAGAAGACACUACAGUUAAGAAAUAUUGGUCAAGAUCUUUCUUUAAAAAAUGUACUGGCUAAAGUAGGCCAUGAAAUGCAUUCAUUGUAUGAAAUUCUCAAUCAAUUAGAAUUGGAAGUGCAGCGCCAAGAAACUAUAGCAAAUUCACUGAAGGAACUGGAGGUUUCUAUCACUCAAAAUUUUGCUGAUGCAUCUCACUUGGUAGAAAAUAUCCCUCCACAUCUUCCUAAGAAAGCUGUAGACAGCAGUGAUUGUGCACCUGUGGAGCCAGCGGAAUCUAAAGUUACAGUGCCUGAGCCAGCAAAGAAACCGACCAAAGAAAAGAUUAUCAAAGAAAUGGAAUUAAUUACUGUACAGGAAUUCGGGAGUGUCCCACAGUACAUGAAAAAUCGCCUUACGUAUGAACAAAUUAAUAACGUCAUUGAAGAAAUUAACAAAGCAGUUGUUGGAAAGUACAAAAUCCUGCACCAGCCAAUGAAAUCUUUAGGCAACCCUGCUAAAAAGCAGCUGUGUCGAUUUAGAGAGGAGGAAACAAAAGAGACUAAAGGUCAGUUCUUUAUCGUAGAACAAGAUAUCAAGGAAUUUACUCAAAUGAAAGUUGAUAAGCGAUUUCAUGGAAUGUUAAGUAUUUUACGGCAUUGUCACCGUAUUCGAGAAACACGUGGAAAAGGAAUAGUGCGUUAUAUUAUUUGCUAAAUAACUUCUUGUUUUUGUGUGUGUAAAUGUGUUUCACUUCGAUUUUGGAUCUUUUUUAAAAAUAAACUUUAUUGCAUUUUUUUAAAUCCAUAAAUAGGAUUAUUGUAUUAUACACUCUUGUGUUUUAGACAUUCAAACAUAUGUGGCCUAAAAUUAUAGAAGUUUACCUGCAUAUAAAGUCUUAUGGCAAUACUAUUGAGACUUUUACUGGCCAAUCACCUACCACAGUAUUUCCUUGCACCUGUUCUUGAGUAGCCCUAAGAGAUCGAGAUGAUUUGUGGCUUAAGCAUUGUGAUCCAGAAAUAUAAAAUAGUACCAAUAUAUAUUUGAUAUGAAUGUCUAGAUACACUUGCUUAUUUAACACCUUAACAACCGAGGCAGUGCUAGGUACGUCCUACGUCGACGACCGCUCUAAUAGCGAUGCCUCGAUGUUGAGGCGUCCUGCAAUACUGUUCCCUACUGCCGGGCCCCAGGUUGAUUGCUCCCCAGGAGUGAUCACUUCCCGGUUGCAUCACAUGGAGCCCGGCAGUGUAACAGAGCAUCAGAUGCCAUCGGUCAGGCUUCUGAUGCUCUGCCUGUGUGCUGAGUGCCUCAAGGGGUCAAGGCACUCAGUAAAGUGCAAAAAAGUUUUUUUUUUAAAUAUAUAUUUAUUAUAUAAAAUAAAAGCCAAUUUAGCCCCCCCCAGCUCAUGUGGCUUCAAAGAUGGCGCUGCAUUUCUAGAGGCAGUGCAUCAUGGGGUUUCUGGGGGUGUCUCUAGCCUGCCUUAUCAUAGGGGCAGGCUAGGGUCAUCCAAUCAGAGCUUGCCCUUAUAAUUAAAUUUAUUAUAAUAAAAAAUCCCAUUUGUCUGGUCAUGUCAAUAUUGGUAAAUAUUGACUCUGACCAGUGUGGAUCUCCUUCCCUCUCCUCACUUGUGUUUUAGUGAGAGAGAGAGAGAGAGAGAGAGAUCUGUGUUUAUGGAGAGAGAUUUAGCUAGUAGUUUUUGUAAAACUUGUGAGACCCAAAGGUUCUUUUCAGAGCCAUUAACCCAUAUCUUGCCAGUGAUCACUAUAAUGCUGUCUGUGCAUUUUUUAGGGGUUUAAUUUUUUUUAGUAUUUUUUUUGUGAGACCCAAAGGAAAUUUAGCUAGUUUUAGUUACUUUUUGUAAAAAAAUUGUGAGACCCAAAGGAAACCCCCUAUCUUGCCAGUGAUGACUAUAAAUCACUAGCUCUUGCACAGCAACACUUUUUUUUUGCUAUCUGUGCAUUUUUUUCGGUGUUAAUUUUUUUUAACAGAUCGCUAUAUAAAGUGAGUGUGAUCAUGUCACAGAGGACGUAUAGCACUGAAGAGGCGUAUGCCAUCCUUGCGUGAGAGUCUGACGCCUCUGUCUGACUCCUGCUAGCCCCCGUGCCAGACGGAGACAUGUUGCUCCAGCUGGCAUUGCUGCUGAGGAGUGGGUAGCGCCUCAUCGCCAGAGGCCAGAUAACCCACCCUUCACUGCAAUUCCUGGCAUCGAUGUAGAUGUCGCAGGAUUUAACCCCCAACAGUUUAUGGAGGUGUUUCUGGGUGAUGUAUUGGGGAACAUUGUCGUCCAAACUAACUUAUAUGCCUGCAAAGCCUGAUUCAUAUUUUGCAAAGCAGCAAUGGGCCCCCAUCCAUGUGCCAGAAUUUAAAAAAUUCUGGGCAUUGACUAUGCUGAUGGGCAUCAUAAAGAAACCCUUUAUCCGCUCCUACUGGAGCAGUAACCACAUCUCAUCUACCCCAUUUACUCCCAGUAGUAUGUCGAGGAAGAGGUAUGAAAUUAUUCUACAUGUCAUGCACUUCAGUGACAACAACCUGUGCCCCACUAGGGAGCAUCCCCAUUUGACAGGCUGUAUAAAAUCCACCCCCUGAUUACUCACUUUGCUGCCAGGUUUGCAGAGGCUUAUACACCUGGAAGGAAUAUAUGCGUGGAUGAAUCCCUGAUGAAGUAUAAAGGAAGGCUGGGAUUCAAGCAGUAUAUUCCUUCCAAACGCUUCAGUUUAUGGUGUAAAGGUGUAUAAGCUCUGUGAGAGCGAGACUGGGUAUACUCAGGCCUUCCGGGUGUACGAGGGAAAGGAUAUCCACCUUGAACCUCCAGGUUGCCCAGGACAUAUGGGAACCAGUGGCAAUAUUGUCUGGGACCUGAUAUGACCCCUGAUGAACAAAGGGUACCACUUGUAUUUAGACAAUUUUUAUACAAGUGUCUCUUUGUUCAAGCUACUGUAUUGUUUUGAUACAGUAGCUUGCAGUACAAUUAGAAAGAACUGCACAGGUUUCCCAUGACAAUUUGCAUGCACCCGGCUACCAAGGGGGAGACCUCAGCUCUGCGCCAAGAGUAGCUGUUAGGUGUAGGCAUACAGAGACAAGAAGGAUGUGUACCUUUUUACCACCAUCCACACUGAGAGGACUGUGGAGGUCUCUGUACGUAGCAGAGCUGAGAGCACAAGGAAGCCGGUGUGCAUCAAGGCUUAUAACCGGCAUAUGGGUAGGGUUGAUCUGGCAAAUCAGCUGCUGCAGCCCUACCUAAUUAUGCGGAAGACAACGGCCUGGUACAAAAAGGUUGCAAUUUACUUAAUGAAUAUUGCAACCCUCAACUCUUUUUGUUGUUCAAAAAAAGCAAACCCUAGAAUGAAACUAACUUUUUUUACAGUUUCAGCUCCAGAUAAUUUCUGGGAUUUUGUACCAAGAUGCACCUGCUCCUGCUCGGGCGGUGAUGGGAGAGAGUAGAGUUGGGGCUACCCAUUUUAUUUACUUUUUCUUCUUGAAACAUGUACACAGUUUAAUACAAAACAAAUGAUUUAGAGUUACAUACAUGUACAUUUAUAAGCUUUUCAAUGAUAAAGAAGUAAAAUAAAACGUAUUAAAUAAAACAGAA
Bombina bombina (fire-bellied toad) is the source of this 3710-nucleotide messenger RNA. It is a transcript of the gene SKA1, whose product is annotated as spindle and kinetochore associated complex subunit 1. Gene Ontology annotation, cellular component: mitotic spindle; spindle microtubule; outer kinetochore. Bases 83 to 838 code for a protein of 251 amino acids. Lineage: Eukaryota; Metazoa; Chordata; Amphibia; Anura; Bombinatoridae. Gene Ontology annotation, molecular function: microtubule binding. Gene Ontology annotation, biological process: mitotic cell cycle; chromosome segregation; regulation of microtubule polymerization or depolymerization. The record is from RefSeq and is a predicted model, not a curated record. The transcript is spliced from 7 exons.